AUGACGCGGAAUAUCAACAAGAUCAGAAAAAGACUUGGUGCUUCUGAUUUCAUCCGUCAUUUGAUGAGUUUGCCUUUUCCAAAGCCGGAGGAUAUUGAACAUUACUACGAAAGCGUGUUUUACAAAUUCCGUGGUCUACUUGGGGCUGACGCGACUCGAUUACUGAUACCAUUAAGCUCUACAUGGACCACACUUGGAUUGGAGCUCCUGGAUUACUGCCUGGUGAUCCUCGAGAACGGCCAUUGUUUGAGAAAGAGUUUUGGAAUUGCUACAACUACACCAUGA
Messenger RNA from Bursaphelenchus xylophilus (pine wood nematode), 285 nucleotides. The record is from the annotation of a GenBank genome assembly. Lineage: Eukaryota; Metazoa; Nematoda; Chromadorea; Rhabditida; Aphelenchoididae.